Molecule: messenger RNA, 2967 nt
Organism: Rubroshorea leprosula
Lineage: Eukaryota; Viridiplantae; Streptophyta; Magnoliopsida; Malvales; Dipterocarpaceae
Source: the annotation of a GenBank genome assembly
GCAGGGUUCUACCAGUCAAGGGGCGCAAAAACAGAGUACUGGGGUUCGGACAAGAGCCCAGCAGGCGAGAGUGCAAGUGAUGACUCAUAAGGAAGCUGCGGCCAUCGACGUAAUCACGGAUACCUUGCCUGUUAACUCUGAUUAUGCGCAUGUUUUAUUUGAUUCGGGUGCAUCGCACUCUUUUAUUGCUCGAUCUUAUGCUUUGAAACGAGCUUUGCCUGUUGAUACCUCUGAUUGUGAACUGCAUGUGGACACCCCUUUAGGAGGGGUGAUGACUACUAAAGAGAUGUGUAGGACUGUAGAUAUUUAUAUUGAUGGUAGACAGCUGAGUGCUAGUCUGUUUGUGUUAGAUAUCUCCGAUUUUGAUAUCAUUUUGGGGAUGGAUUGGCUGUCAAAACAUUUUGCCUCUAUAGACUGUCAUCGGAAAUGGGUAAUUUUUAAUAUUCUUGGUGAGCCAGAAUUUAGUUUCCAAGGCAGUGGUUCUUUUGCGCCACCCGUGUUAGUAUCUGCCUUGCAGGCUCAGAAAUAUCUUGUGAAUGGUUGCCAGGGUUUCCUAGUCUCCGUUACUGAUGCUAGUAGUGUGACAUCGAGACUAGAGGACAUACCGGUGGUGCGUGAGUUUCCGGAUGUGUUUCUGGAGGAUGUCCCAGGUUUACCUCUGGAUAGAGAGGUUGAAUUUGCUAUUGACCUUGUUCCUGGCACCGGACCCGUUUCCAAAGCACCAUACCGUAUGGCUCCUGCAGAACUGAAGGAGUUAAAAAAGAAGGAUGGGAGCAUGAGGCUAUGCAUUGAUUACCGGGAAUUGAAUAAGGUGAUUGUGAAGAAUUGGUAUCCCCUUCCUACAAUUGAUGACUUGUUUGACCAGCUCAAGGGUGCUCAGGUAUUUUCUAAAAUUGAUCUUCGAUAUGGCUACCACCAGUUGAAGAUUAAACCGGAUGAUGUGCCAAAGACUGCCUUCCGCACCCGUUAUGGUCAUUAUGAAUUCAUAGUCAUGCCAUUUGGCUUGACAAAUGCCCCUGCCAGAUUUAUGGAUUUGAUGAAUCGGGUGUUUAGCAAGUACCUAGAUCAGUUCGUGGUUGUCUUCAUUGAGGACAUUUUGAUCUACUCUUCUAGCCGCACUCUUCAUGAAAAGCACUUAAGAACAGUUCUCGAGACAUUGAGAAGUGAGAGGCUGUUUGCUAAAUUUAAGAAGUGUGAAUUCUGGCUAGACAAUGUUGCAUUCCUAGGGGAUUUCUCUAGAACUGCUCUGCCAAUGACUCGUCUUAUCAGGAAGGACACCAAGUUUGAGUGGACUCCAGAGUGUGAGGAGAGCUUUUUGGCCUUGAAGGAGAAGUUGGUCACUGCUCCUUUAAAGCCUUAUGAAGAAAAUUACCCUACCCAUGAUCUGGAGUUGGCAGCUGUAGUAUUUGCACUCAAGAUCUGGAGGCAUUAUUUGUAUGGUGAGACUUGUGAAAUCUUCACUGAUCACAAGAGCCUUAAGUAUAUUUUCACUCAAAAGGAGCUUAAUAUGAGGCAGAGGCGACGGCUUGAACUUUUAAAGGACUACGACUUGACCAUUAGCUACCAUCCGGGCAAGGCUAACAAGGUAGCAGAUGCGUUGAGUAGGAAGUCCUCUGGCACUGCCUUUAGCAUCCUUGCCACUCAGAAGGAGUUACUUGAGGAUCUUGUGAAACUGGAUGUGGAGUUGAGAAUGGACAGCACUACGGCUUAUCUAGCCGCUCUCAGUGCACAACCGGCAUUAAUAGAUAGAAUUAAACUUGCCCAGCAGAAAGAUCCUUUCUUGCAGAGGAUGAAGGAAAAAGUAAAAGCCGGGGAACCCUACAUGCGUGAGAUUAUAGGAGAUGCCCAUUAUACUAGCUAUACAAUUCACCCAGGUAGCACCAAGAUGUAUCGCGAUUUACGUAGUACAUUUUGGUGGCGGAACAUGAAGAAGGAGAUAGCUAGAUUUGUCUCACAGUGCCUGACUUGCCAAAAGGUCAAGGCUGAACAUCAGAGAAUUCCUGGAAAACUGCAGCCGUUACUUAUUCCUCAGUGGAAGUGGGAAAACAUCACCAUGGACUUUGUGACUGGCUUACCACGAACCUUAAAGGAUAGAGAUACCAGCUUUUUAUCUCAUUUCUGGACAAGCUUGCAGCAGGCACUUGGUACUCAAUUAAAUUUCAGCACGGCCUUUCAUCCUCAAACUGAUGGGCAAUAUGAGAAAACUAUUCAGAUACUUGAGGACAUGUUGAGGGCUUGUGUUCUAGAUUGGAAAGGUUCAUGGGAUCAACACUUAUCCAUGGCUGAAUUUGCAUACAAUAAUAGCUAUCAGUCCAGCAUCCGCAUGGCACCGUUUGAGGCUUUAUAUGGUCAAAGGUGUAGAUCACCUGUUUGUUGGACGGAAGUGGGCGAAAGGAGCAUUUUAGGCCCAGAAUUGGUGCAACAAUCCUCUGAGAUUGUGAAGUUGAUUAAGGAACGCCUUCGUGCUGCACAAAGCAGGCAGAAAAGCUAUGCGGAUAGAAGGAGACGAGACCUUGAGUUUGAAGUUGGUGACCAUGUAUUUUUUGAAGGUGUCACCCACUCGAGGUGUCCUCAGGUUCGGCAUCCGGGGAAAAUUGAGUCCGAGUUAGCGAGUGUGCAUAAUGUGUUCCACGUGUCUUUACUUCGAAAGUAUGUUCCCGACCCGAGUCACAUCAUUAAUCCUGAACCAAUUCAACUCCGGGAGGAUCUUACUUAUGACGAGCACCCAAUCUGCAUUUUAGAUUUCAAGGAGAGGAUAAUGCGGAGAAGGACCAUUCGUUUUGUUAAGGUCCUCUGGGAUAACCAUUCGGUUGAAAAAGCUACCUGGGAGUUGGAAUCCAAGAUGAGGUAGGAACAUCCGCACCUCUUCCAAGAUUGAGGUAUGAGUUUAGGGGACUAAACUCCUUUUUAGGAGGGGUGGAUGUAAUACCCCAAAAUUUCCUAGAGCAUUAAAGUUGAGUUAGGGAC